Oenanthe melanoleuca is the source of this 715-nucleotide messenger RNA. It is a transcript of the gene PCP4L1, whose product is annotated as Purkinje cell protein 4 like 1. The record is from RefSeq and is a predicted model, not a curated record. The coding region runs from base 20 to 331 and encodes 103 amino acids. The transcript has 3 exons. NCBI's taxonomy places the organism in Eukaryota, Metazoa, Chordata, Aves, Passeriformes, Muscicapidae.
GAGCGGCGGCGGCGGCGGGAUGAGCGAGCGCAGCCCCCACGACCCCCCCGCGGCGGCGGAGGCCCCCGGUGGGCAGCAGCAAGGUGAGGACCCCCUUGUCACCGCUGUCACCGCUGUCACCGCUGGGUCCGUGUCCCUGUCCUUGCGGGGGGUGGCGGGAUGUCCCCCGGGGUGUCCCCAGGCCAAGGCCGGUGCCCCCAAGAAGGAGGAAGAGGAGGAGGAGGAGGAGAUCGACAUCGACCUGAGCGCGCCCGAGACGGAGCGCGCGGCGCUCGCCAUCCAGGGCAAAUUCCGCAAAUUCCAGCGGCGGAAGAAAGAACCGGGGCCCUGAGGGGGGGCCCGGGACCCCCAAACCUCGGGGGGACCCCCUGGGGGUGGGGGAGGGGGGUUUGGCCCUUCCCUGCCCCGAGUGACACGCGGGGGGGGACACGGGUGGGUGUCCCCAGCACGGGAGGCGGCGGGGACCCCCCCGUUUUCCCGGGAACCCCAAAUUUCCGUGGGAACCCCCAUUUUCCUGUCCUGUGAUGGCGCUGGGGACACCGGGGGGGACACGAUGAUGUCACCAAAUGAGGGGAGCCCCCGGGCUCGGGCUCGGGGUCCCGCUGCUGCCCCCCGCCCAGGAAAUGGGGGUUCCCCUCCCUCCUGUCACUGUCACUGUCACUGUCACCGUCCCCCCGCUCUGUCCUGUACAGACAAUAAAGUGUGAGGAACAGGA